This is a messenger RNA of Salmo salar (Atlantic salmon), 4597 nucleotides long. RefSeq lists its product as uncharacterized. NCBI's taxonomy places the organism in Eukaryota, Metazoa, Chordata, Actinopteri, Salmoniformes, Salmonidae. Gene Ontology annotation, molecular function: RNA polymerase II transcription regulatory region sequence-specific DNA binding; DNA-binding transcription factor activity, RNA polymerase II-specific. The record is from RefSeq and is a predicted model, not a curated record. Gene Ontology annotation, cellular component: nucleus. Gene Ontology annotation, biological process: regulation of transcription by RNA polymerase II; embryo development.
GUUCUUAAUGUUUUGUAGACUCAGUGUAUAGCACUACAGAUAAUCAAGUGCUAUUUGCAUGUGAUGCAUUUGCUCUGUUGUUUUCAGGAUGGUUUGUAUCUUAUAGAGCGUGGCUUUAGGGGAAUAGUAUGGUCACAUCUAGAUUAAAACGAAUGUAAAAAAUUAAGAGUAAAUGUGUAUUAAACACACUACCUAUUCAUAGAAGUAUUUAUUCAUAAUCUACAUAUUCAUAUUAAGCUUCUACGUCUGUGUACAGGAACGUAUUAUUUGUAAGACGUAAGAGAAAAUAUAUCAGCUUAUUGUUAACAUUUUUUGACGUUAUUUCCAAUACAAAAAGUGUAGUAACUUGUUUCCAAACUGCGUUACCCACUCCAGUCAUCAGAUGGCGGAUCUGCGUCUUUCAGACGAUGCUUCUUGCGUGACGUAUAAUGGACGGGACGCUUCUUCAGGAACAACAACACGGCUACUCUUUCAACCACCUCGGUAGCUUGCUAGCCAACAUAAAACUGAAAGAUUGACGCUUUAGACCAUGUUAAUGUACAUUAGCUUAUCUCAGUGUUUUGAGCACAUUUCUGUUGACGUGUCAACUGGUUAACUUGAACCUAAUUUGCUUGUUCAAUUUGCAAACAUGUUAAAGAUUGAUGCUGAGCCUAGUACUAGGCUAGUCGCUAAUGCUAACUAGCUAGCUAACAUCACUGACCAUGAGUUCACUAAACUACUCCUACCCUGCUAAAGAAGAUGAGGUUUGCUUUUUGGAGAAAGAAGCUCUGGCGCUGAACAUUGUUGUGGAAGAAAAUGAGGAGGAUAUUACAGUGAAAGGAGAGAAAGAACCUUUCAGAAUGAAAAAGGAGGAAGAGGAGGUUGUUAUAGGGAAAGAAGAGAAAGAACCGUUUAGAGAGGAAGAGGAUGCUAUCUCAAUAAAGGUGAAGAAGGAAGACGUUUUGGGAGUGAAAGAGGAGGAGACAGAAGAUCAGAUUAACACCAGAGAGAGACAUGACUAUUGUGGAUCCUCUGGGGAACCUCAACAACAUCCUGAUGCUGACGAGGCAGAGAAGAGUCUCUCCAGAUCAGAACACCAGAUGGACAACGCUAGCCCGCCCCCUUCCUCCCUCCCAGAGUCCCCGUGUCGUGCCUCUCCCGGUAGCGCCUUACUGCUGGGUAUGAAGAGGUUGUCUGUACUUCUGGUGGACUGCAGGAAAACAACGGGGCUGAGUGGAACUGUGAGAGGAGGAGAAGAGAAGAAAGGAUCAGAUUUGACACAUCGAAGAGGAAAACCAAACUUGGAGGAACCAAAGACAUCCAAACCAGCAAGACAACACCUCUGCUCCCAGAUUGGAAAGAGUUUUACCAAGUUAGGAAGCCUGAAAAGACAUGAGAGGACACACACAGAACCGAAGCCACAAAAUUGCGCCCAGUGUGGAAAGAGUUUUAGCCACUUAGGAAAUCUGAAAGCUCAUGAGCGAACACACACACGGGAUAGGCCUUUCCAUUGCUCCCAGUGUGGAAAGAGUUUUAAGCGGUUAGACACCCUCAAAACUCAUGAGCAAAUACACACAGGGGAGAAGCCAUACCAUUGCGCCCAGUGUGGAAAGAGUUUUAGCCAGUCAGGAAGCCUGAAAGUUCAUGAGCGAAUACAUACAGGGGAGAAGUCAUACCUUUGCGCCCAGUGUGGAAAGAGUUUUAGCCAGUCAGGAAGCCUGAAGGAACACAUGAGACUGCACACAGGGGGGAAGCCUUACUACUGCUCACAUUGUGGAAAGAGUUUUAACCAUUUAGUUAGCAUGAAAAGACAUGAGAGGAUACACACAGGAGCGAAGCCACACCCUUGCUCUCAGUGUGGAAAGAGUUUUAAGCGGUUAGACACCCUCAAAGCUCAUGAGCGAAUACACACAGGGGAGACACCUUACCAUUGCGCCCAGUGUGGAAAUAGUUUUCGCCAGUCAGGAAGCCUGAAAGUUCAUGAGCGAAUACACACAGGGGAGAAGCCAUACCAUUGCGGCCAGUGUGGAAAGAGUUUUAGCCUUUUAGAAAGCCUGAGAGUUCAUGUGAGAAUCCACACAGGAGAGAAUACUUACUCAUCCUACAAACCGUUUGUCAGGGAUAACACUGAGCGUCUUUGUGGUAUUAAAGCUAUCACCAGCGAAGAACGCUGUAGAGCCAAACUAACAGCCAGGGAUGGGGCCACCACCACACAAGUGGAGGUGGUAGGGAACCGAUGGUUGGUCAACACACCGUUCGCGUCCGCCACUAUGACUUACGUACGCCAUGACUCCAUCACCCAAUUGAACCUCCCCAACCAGACUGUUUUUAUUAAGACGGAGAAAGAAGCUCUGGUGAAAGAAGACGAGGAAGCAUUCAGAAUGGAAGAGGAGGAAGAGGAGGCUAUUACAUUGAAAGAAGAAGAGGAUGAUUUUACAGUGAAACAGGAAAAUGGGAAAGACGUUGUCAGAGUGGAAGAGGAGGAGGUAGAAGCUUUCAGAAUCAAAAAGGAGGUAGAUGCCAUAACAUUAAAAGAAGAAAAUGUAGUGAAAGAAGAGGAAGAACAUUUUGGAGUGAAAGAGGAAGAUGAGGCUAUCUCAGUAAAAGAGGAGGAGGAAGACGUUUUAGGAGUGAAAAAGGAGGAGGAGGAGUCAGAAUAUCCGAUUACCACCAGAGAGAGACAUGACUAUCAUGGGUCCUAUGGGGAGCCUCAACAACAUCCUGAUGCUGACGAGUCAGAGAAGAGUCUCUCCAGAUCAGAACACCAGAUGGACAAUGCUAGCUCACCCCCUUCCACCCUCCUGGAGUCACUGUGUCGUACCUCUCCCGGUAGCGCCUUACUGCUGGGUAUGAAGACAUUGUCUGUGCUGCUGGUGGACUGCAGGAAAACAACGGGGUUGAGUGGAACUGUGAGAGGAGAAGAGAAGAAAGGAUCAGAUUUGACUCAUCAAAGAGAAAAACCAAACUCGGAGGAACCAGAGCCAGAGACGUCCAAACCAGCUAGACAACAACACCUCUGCUCCCAGAUUCAAAAGAGUUUCAUCAGGUUAGGAAGCCUGAAAGCUCAUGAGCGAAUGCACACAGGGGAGAAGCCACACCAUUGUGCCCACUGUGGAAAGCGUUUUAAAAGGUUAGUUAACAGGAAAAGACAUGAGAGGAUACACACUGGAGCGAAGCUAUACCAUUGUGCCCAGUGUGGAAAGAGUAUUACCCACUUAGGAAAGCUGAAAGCUCAUGAGCGAACACACACAGGGGAGAAGCCUUUCCAUUGCUCCCAGUGUGGAAAGAGGUUUAAGCGGUUAGACACCCUCAAAGCUCAUGUGCGAAUACACACAGGGGAGAAGCCAUACCAUUGCACCCUGUGUGGAAAGAGUUUUAGCCAGGUAGGAAACCUGAAAGCUCAUGAGCGAAUACACACAGGAGAGAAACCUUUCCAUUGCCCCAAGUGUGGAAAGCGUUUUAGCCAGGUAGGAAACCUGAGAGCUCAUGAGCUUACACAUACAGGGGAGAAGCCUUUCCAUUGCGCCCAGUGUGGAAAGAAUUUUAAGCGGUUAGAUACACUUAAAGCUCAUGAGCAAAUACACACAGGGGAGAAGCCAUACCAUUGCACCCUGUGUGGAAAGAGUUUUAGCCAGUCAGGAAGCCUGAAAGUUCAUGAGCGAAUACAUACAGGGGAGAACCCAUACCAUUGCGCCCUGUGUGGAAACAGAUUUAGCCGGUCAGGAAGCCUGAAGGAACACAUGAGACUGCACACAGGGGAGAAGCCUUACAAGUGCUCAGACUGUGGGAAGACAUAUUGCUCAUCACAGUCACUUAAAAGUCAUGUUAAAAUCCACACAGGAGAGAAUAAUGACUUCUCCUAGUGUGUAAACUUGUAUUUCACAUCACAUUGACUUAAUUACUUCUCUUAGUGUGUAAAUUGAUAUUUCACAUCACAUUGACUUAAAAUUAAUCAGAGAACAUACACAGUGUUCCCGUUGUCUUAUAUUGUUGACUGAGAAUGUUUUUACCUGUUUAUACCAUAUGAAAUUAAAUGGUACAAAGUAUACUCAAACAUAUAUUUGUAUGUUUUUGUUAUAAAACAUGAAUUGAAUAUGGAGUUUGUCAGUUUGAAUAUAAAGUAGAUCAGAUUCCAUGUGUUUAAAUGGUCCUUUUUAAACUCUAUGUGUGUGUUUAUCUGGGUGUGUCAUUCCUCCAGCACUACAGAUAAUCAAGUGAUUUUUGGAUGUGAUGCAUUUGCUCCAUUGUUUACAUUUGCAUUGUUGGUCUACUGAUGAUUUUAUUAAAUGAAAAUAUUCAGACUCUGUAAUGGAAAAUGUUAAUCGUAUGUGUCCGCAUAACUGAGUAUGUGACUAACCUUGUGAAACUGUCCUAUUAUAAUCUGCUCCUGGGAGUAUCAUCCUGCAUUGCAGACCAGCUGUUUGCACCUGUGUCCUUGUAUGAAUAAAGUCCUUUUUUGAAGUCCCAGGAACAGGAAACUAUAAAGAUAUGUGCUCAUCACUCAAUGCUUCAGGAAUUCAGACUGUCAACACUGCGCUGUGUAACUCUGUUAUUCUCUCUGAGCUCAGAAAUAAAGAGUCUUGGUUUGACUUGGACUCCACCCAACUUGCAAACUAAA